UCGGGGCCGCCCUCCCCCGCGCGCCGCCCCCGGGUUCCCUGCCCGGUCCGCAGGAGAAACUGUGCCCUCUCCCUUCUUGACCCCUGGCCUUCCCUUCCCUCCCUCCCUCUCUCCCUCCCGCUGCCGUCGCUCCUGCCGCUGCUCCUUCCGCGGGAGCUCCCGGCUCUGGGAUGGGGUCUCGGGCCUCCACGUUACUGCGGGACGAAGAACUCGAGGAGAUCAAGAAGGAGACGGGCUUUUCCCACAGUCAGAUCACCCGCCUCUACAGCCGCUUCACCAGUCUGGACAAAGGAGAGAACGGGACACUCAGCCGGGAAGACUUCCAGAGAAUUCCAGAACUUGCUAUCAACCCAUUGGGGGACCGGAUCAUCAAUGCCUUCUUUCCAGAGGGAGAGGACCAGGUAAACUUCCGAGGAUUUAUGAGAACAUUGGCUCAUUUCCGACCCAUUGAGGAUAAUGAAAAAAGCAAAGAUGUGAAUGGACCAGAACCACUCAACAGCCGAAGCAACAAACUGCACUUUGCUUUUCGACUCUAUGACUUGGAUAAAGAUGACAAGAUUUCCCGUGAUGAGCUGUUACAGGUGCUACGCAUGAUGGUUGGAGUGAAUAUCUCGGAUGAGCAGCUGGGCAGCAUCGCAGACAGGACAAUCCAGGAAGCUGAUCAGGAUGGGGACAGCGCCAUAUCGUUCACAGAAUUUGUUAAGGUUUUGGAGAAGGUGGAUGUAGAACAGAAAAUGAGCAUCCGAUUUCUUCACUGAAGGACUGAGAGCAAACUGUUCCUUGCUUUCUAGUAUUUAAGAACUGGAACUUGAGCAUCCUCCUGUCCACCAGCCCCACGUCCGCUGCCACAUGCCCCUUCCCCGAAGUACAAUUGCUGUUGCAUGACAACCCCAAAUAUGUUGCAUCAACACACACCUGCCUUUGGUGUAUAAACAGGGCAUUACAGAAUGGUACACGCAGUCUCUUUCUGUUCCUAUCAUUUGCCGGUGAUCUCCAUUUAAACAUCAUCUCCCUCUGUUCUGCUGCCGAAUACCACAUGUCCAUCCAGUCUGAGAAAGUGAACAAGGGAAUCCUGCCAAGAAUCUGUCAGCAAAGCUCUCUCCCUGGGCCCUACAGCCUGGCUGCUCUCUCCGUCCCGUGCACCCGACUUCAGGCUCCCUCCUUUGUGUCGAGUCUCAGUCCUCUCUGUUCUGCAUGGCACCCCAAGCUAUGCCUGGCAAAUGUAUUUCUGACUUGGCAGGAUGGUUCGGCAGUCUGGCCGUUUUUAUCUGCCUUUACACUAAGUGAAUGUCGGGGAUGUUGCCUCUACAGGAGUUUUCAGGAACCCAUUUGUUUCUCAGAACCAAGUGACCCUCUCUUGGUCCCCUGCACUCUGCUCUCUCAUGAAGGAUGGAGGGGGAGGUUCUGGAAAGGUGGUGGCUGUGAUGAGAUGAGAGCUGAGCCUCUUGGCAGCUUGUCCGGGUUGCUCUACCUCUGGCUUCUGAUUCUCAGCAGCCAAACCUGCAUGGCUCCUCCCAUUGGUCUCCUCCCAUUGGUAUGGUGGUGACUUUAGAAGUAGACACUUGCCUGCAGGUUUGCUUAGUUUGGGGAUACCACUACCACCAGAACGGCUACGUUGACCAUAUACUUGGGGACUUUCUCAUGGCUUUUUGUGCAAGGAGGUUGGGCACCCUAAAUACCGCCUGUAUUCCCACCUCUGCAGUGCGGUUUAUGCCUCAGUAUUAUGUACCCUGGAAUAUUUUUUCCUUUCACCUUUCCAAGUAGAAAGAUUAGUUGUACGGAAGUGCCUCAUUUAUCCCAGUCCAAGAGAUUUAAAGAUUGUCCUCGGUAUCUUGAAGUUUUGCACAAAAUUCUCUAUGAAUUUACAUUUGGCAAAUAUUGAUAUGCUGGAAGCCAUAGUCUACUCCUAAUAUAGGCCCAAAGUAUUGAAUGUAUCAGAUCAUUAGCCACCUGCUUACAUUGACCUCCUAGUUCUUCUUGUAGGUCUUUGCUCAUCCCUUAGAAGCACAAGGUCUGGCACUAGUGGAACAAACUGAGGCGGUAUUACAGGCCUUUGCAUGAGCCAGAGCAGUUUCUUUGUCUAAGUCAGCUAGUAUCAACGUCACCAAGUCAGGCUGCUGUCAUCCUGUCAUUGUCUAUGUGAGUCUUUUCAUCAUGUAUCUGCCUGUGGCUGGCUCUCUCUGACUCAGUGCUUGCUUGCUUGUCUGUUUCCUUGCUUUGGAAGGCCAUCCCAGGCUGUGUUCACACAGUAGUUCAGGAUGGGGGUUUCUAAAGGCAAAACAACCCAAGAUGGGGAAGAGUGGGGAACAGGAGUAGUCAGGCCAGAUGACUCCAGUAGAAAUGACUGAGGAAUUCUUGAUGAAGUAUCAGUCUGACUUUGUAAUCAAGUGAUGUAAUAUAGGAAUUUUAUGAAAGGGAAGAAUGGAAUUGUCUGACACUGAUCUAUUAGGUACUUAUGAGGCUCCCCGACUUGCCUAUUUAAAGUUCCGAAGAUUAUGGCUUUUUCCUUUUUGGCUGUAUAUCAAACCGUUUUAAUCCACAGUUGUGCCUUAUUGUUCCAUUAAAAUUGUAUUCUUCAAUCCAUCAAUAAAUACUUGUGGUUAAAACAAA
Sorex araneus (European shrew) is the source of this 2610-nucleotide messenger RNA. RefSeq names its product calcineurin like EF-hand protein 1 (gene CHP1). Gene Ontology annotation, molecular function: calcium ion binding. The record is from RefSeq and is a predicted model, not a curated record. The coding region runs from base 171 to 758 and encodes 195 amino acids. The transcript has 7 exons. NCBI's taxonomy places the organism in Eukaryota, Metazoa, Chordata, Mammalia, Eulipotyphla, Soricidae.